Centropristis striata (black sea bass) is the source of this 3703-nucleotide messenger RNA. RefSeq names its product phospholipid scramblase 2-like. Bases 723 to 1637 code for a protein of 304 amino acids. The transcript has 7 exons. NCBI's taxonomy places the organism in Eukaryota, Metazoa, Chordata, Actinopteri, Perciformes, Serranidae. Gene Ontology annotation, cellular component: plasma membrane. Gene Ontology annotation, biological process: plasma membrane phospholipid scrambling. The record is from RefSeq and is a predicted model, not a curated record. Gene Ontology annotation, molecular function: phospholipid scramblase activity.
CCUCACACAUAAUCUACACAGAUAAUGAAUUGAAAAACAAAACAAGCACGACCUUUUAACACUUAGUUUUAAUGGACUCAAGCUUUACUCAUGGCACUUCCUCAUGUGUUGUCUUCUGGCUUGUGUUGUAUUAACUCUAAAAUGUACAGACAAACAAGAAGAAACAAAUGUCUACAAUCAUGUUUAAAUGACCACUUUCUUCUUAUGAGACAAUAUUAACAUCCAGAUGGUCAAGUGCACAUUAAAAACUGUACUGAUGAGUGUAGUUUGCUGUGGUCCGAUAAGACUGCAACUGUUGAAUUCAUGCCAUAAAAAUAAAGACUGUUAUCAGGUAAUUGUAAGCUUUUUUUAUGAGGUUGUUUACACUGAAAAUGUGACAAAAAACAAGGAGGAGAGGAAACCUUCAGGGCUUCACCUUUGUUCACUAUUGGUUGUGUAUUUGCUCCACCUGUAGGUGUUACCCAUCUCCUCUGUGGCUGGGUAAUAAGUAGCUUAUUGGCUCUGCAGCCCUCUGCAGGGAGAAGUAGGCUGAUCCACAGUAAACACUCUCUCACGUACUUAUGAGCAAAGAGCAGCUGCUAUCAGCCAGCACACGGAUCAGGACUUCCUCUGCCUGUGACACUGUGGUGAACUAUGAGAGUUUCAGUCUGAGGCUCUCUUACUUUAUGUUUUUAGUCUAAUUUUAAGGUUACCCAGGCCCUUACCACCAACCGCCCUACCCGAUGGCUCACCCCGGAGGCCACUCCGUAGCCCCUUACCCCGUCCCUGCUGGGGGGUACGGGGACCCAAAUCAAGCCGCCCCUCCACCAGGCUUCAACAUGAACUACCAUCCAGGCCAUCCAGAAGCACCCGUCAUGUAUCAGCCGGGCCCCGUCGACCAAGGCCCCGGACCGGAGUACGGCGGUCCUCCAGGGGGGAUCUCCCCGGCCCCGGCUGGGGCUCCAGCUGUUCCUGUCGGGGUCCCACCUGGACUGGAGUACCUCACACAGAUUGACCAGAUCCUGAUCCACCAAAAAGUGGAACUGCUAGAAGCCUUCAUCGGGUUUGAGACCAACAACCAGUACGAGAUAAAGAACAGUCUGGGCCAGAAGAUCUACAAGGCUAAAGAGAAGAACGACUGCUGCACCAGGAACUGCUGCGGCUCGCUGCGCAGCUUCGACAUGAAGAUCAAGGACAACAUGGACAGGGAGGUCAUCCGCCUCAUCCGGCCGUUCCGCUGCGUCUCCUGCUGGUGUCCCUGCUGCCUGCAAGAGAUGGAGGUCCAGGCACCGCCAGGCACCACCAUAGGCUACGUUAAACAGGACUGGCAUCCUUUUGUGCCAAAGUUUUCCAUCCAGGAUGCCAACAAGGACACCCUGAUGAAACUGGAGGGGCCCUGCUUUGCCUGCAACUGCUGUGGGGACGUUAACUUUGAGCUGAAAGGCAAAGAUGGUAAAAAGCAGAUUGGUCGCAUCAGUAAGCAGUGGAGCGGCCUUUUGAAGGAAGUCUUCACGGACACAGACAACUUUGGCAUCCAGUUCCCGCUGGACAUGGACGUGAAGAUGAAAGCUGUGCUCAUGGGAGCCUGCUUCCUCAUUGAUUUCAUGUUCUUCGAGAAGGUCGGGGAGGCCAACCAGCGCAGCACUGUGUUUUCAUAACGGAGAGGAAAACAACAGCACGAGAGCGUGCCAGUUAUGCAGUCUCUGUUCAUGUAUGCCGUUUUUCCAAUAGUUCUUCCUUCCUUCACAAGAUUCCAGCCAACAUGGUGCUAAGGAUCAUUUUAUACUCACAGGCCAAAAAAGAACUCUUGAUUCCAGUUGCCUGCCAAGAAUUGUUUUUGAAAUCUACUCAAAACUCAGUGACUGACUGCUACUUUUACACUCCAUACAGUCUGUAGACGUUUUAUCUAUUUAAGUCAGUCAUCGUACCUCCAGCUGAGAUUCAAUGCGCCAAAGAAAGUCAACCAAACCCCCUCAAAGUCUUUCCUCAGUGCCCACAAACAGAAAUACCAGUGAUUUGAAUGUGUUACAGGCUACAUUUCAUAUUUAUGCAGUAUGCAUGUCUAUUAUUAUCCCAAUUCUUAUAUUUUAUGAAGGAAUUUCAAUAGAUCUUGUGUAAGUGCUAUACUGUUGCGGACGUAGAAGUUGUAGUAGCUAACUAGCAGAAACUGCGUGUUUUGUGCUUAUUAGCAAAUGUUAGCAUGCAAUAAAGCCAGACCAAGUGGUUACUAUUAUACCUGCUGAACAUCUGCAUGUUGGUGCUGUCAUUGUGAGUGCGUUGACACGUUGGCAUUCAGUUUAAAGCAAUGCUGCACCUUCACACAGAAUUUCAGUGCUAGCACAGCUGUAGAGUUCUGAAGGAAUACUUUGCCCAUAAAAUGAUCAUUUGUAUAUUAAUAACUCACCCUGUGUUGCCUUAAAUUCUAUAAGAAAGGAUUGUUGUUCUUGUAUGCCUCCAUGGGGAAUGGAGAAUGAAGAAAACAGAAAGUUGGUGAUGAAUUAAACAGCAGAAUGCUCACUAUUUAACAGACAUUUUCGCUUAAACCAUACAUUUUUUCUGCAGUUCUGCAAAAAAGUGUGGUUUGUGCACUAGUAAACAACAAGUGUGAAAACGAAACUUUAUACUACACAAGUUGUGAAAGCAUGGAAACUAACCACAUUUACUGCAAUACAUCAACAACUUUCUGUUUCCUUUUUAUAUUCUGUUUCAUUAGAUUUCAAGGUAACAUGGUGAGUAAUUGAUAUACAAAGGACCAUUUUGCCAGUCUAGUAUUCCUCUAAUUUUAACAUUGGAACCAGUAAACAGGCUGUCAUUGUUUAGCUUAUAUAGGAGAGUGGUGUUGUCAAAGUCUUGUGGUAUACAGACAAGAGUUGACACAUACUGACAGUAUUUACCAAAGUGCUCUUGCUCUACCUCUCAGCUGCCUUUCUCUUCCUCAGAGCCUUCUGUCUUAAACCUUUAAAGUGUAGAUAAUCCAACAACACUGUAGUGCAGGCUGUGGUGUGAACGCUUUCUCUGUGGUUGUCCUGGAGACUGACACCACUCGCCAAGCCUCGCCCUGCAGCUUUGUGCAGAUACGGCUGCCUUGAACAUGUGCCAGUAAAAUGAUAUAGGACACAUAAUGUAGGUUGAAAGCAGGAAUGACCUACAUGUAGAAUAGUAAGAAAAUAAAAAGCAGAAGUUGAGUUUGUGAGUGUUAAUCUGACUUCACAGUGGGUGGAAACCUUCCUGAAACUUUCUGUAGUCUCGUGCAGCAAAGAGACCUGAAUGUGAAUUUGUUGUCAUUUUAAUCAUUAUGCUUUAGAAAAAAAUGGCAGGUUAAUGUUUGCAGAUUGCUAUUGUAACUCAGCUUUGUAUUUAAUAAUCCUUGUCAUGGUUCUGUGACGUUAACAUGGGUGUGCCUCCUGUGAGGCUUGGUUGCCAUUAGUGCUCUCUCAUGCAGACCACAGCCCUCCAUUACACUGUUUAACCUCAUGUGUCUCAUAUACUGUGUUGCUACCACCAGCCUUUGUGCAAGGAAAGAGAAAAUAGCCAAAGGAUGUACAGGACAUUUAUUGUUUGUUCUUUGUGUCAGUUUGUUGUUCACCUGCAGCACUUGUUUAUUUUAGUCAGUUUAAGGAUCUAUCAAAACUAUUUUGUACCAAUUUUGUGUCUUGAUUGUGAAUUAGUUUUUUUACAGAAACAAAAUACUCCGUACUAAAGAAAUUAAAUAAAUUCUAUGUAA